This is a messenger RNA of Osmia lignaria (orchard mason bee), 1404 nucleotides long. RefSeq lists its product as uncharacterized. NCBI's taxonomy places the organism in Eukaryota, Metazoa, Arthropoda, Insecta, Hymenoptera, Megachilidae. The record is from RefSeq and is a predicted model, not a curated record.
UAUCGUGCAGCCAUGGUGAAACUACGCGUACUCGUUGUUCUAGCGUUAUUCGUGAUUUUCAACGUGAAUUUAGUGGAACCUAUGGUGCACGAGAGUUUGUCCAAACUUUUUGGCUCCCUAUCUGGCGUCAUACAUGUAAGGAUUCCUGAAUUGCUGAAUCAAUUGUGCAACGAAUCGCAAAGAUCGAACACCGUUCUACGUGAUGCAUGCUAUGGGUGUUUCUACAGAACUACCAAUCAACCAGUUGGCUAUCGAUUGUUAUUAUCAAUGUCCAAUUGUGCAAAUAUUUAUCUGAACAGCACCGACUACGCUCAUUGUCAAGAGUAUCUAAACAAUGCAACUAGCACGGCAAACGCGAGAGCAAAUCCUACCACGAUAUACUGUACAUUUUUGGAAUGCGUUCGCCAGGUGAACAAGGACAAUUUGGAAGCAUUACGAGUUAAACCGAGAGCCAAGGAAGAUUCGAGGAAGACUAACAGAAAAGUAUCAUUUCUAUAUUUCAAAUUGUACAAGCAAAUAGCUCGAAGUAUUUGCGUGAUACGAGAACGGGAUUCAGAAUCGAACACCGUCAGACCAGGAGCGGAACCGGUCGAUCCAAGGGAAGCGAUAAACAAACCAUAAACAACUACAUAAUAUUAUAACGUGUACAUAGAAUGUAUAAAAAUGUACAUAAUGUUUGUGCUUCGAGAUAACUGAAAUAUAAUAUUUUGUAAGUACCUACAUUGUACGUAUCCGGCAUAAUGAAAGUGUACAGUACGUCAAUAAUUAAAUUUCCUUAUAAAAUAAAAUGAAUCAUUGGCUAAGAAAAAUUUGUCUCGCAGCUCAGGGAAUGCGUCGGCGAGGCCCUAAGAAUGUUUCCCAAUUUUAAUACGACGGACGUGAAAUUGGCCCAAUUAUACGUGAACACGACCGCGUGUGUGCUCGCGAAAACGCGUUGCGCCCACACGAAUCCAAUCACCGGUGAAUAUCAAAAAGACGACCUCGCCAAUAAGCUGCACAUACCCGCAAUCAAUGCGAUGCUGGUCAACACGGACUACGAUAUCAACAUCCUUCAACUACCGUUUCAUUACGGUUCCAUCGACGUUUGCGCCAAGUACAGAAACUACGAACAAGCCAGCUGGCCGAGCGCGAUGUGUUGAUUGAACAUUCCCAACCCUGGACGAAACUUGCAGGACCACCGUGAAAUUUCUAUCAUCGAACGGUCUGGUUCGUGACGUGUUUCGUCUAACAAUACUAGUAUCUCAUCAACGACUCAACUUUCGAUAUUAAAUUUAAAUUUAGAACGGUAUCAUGAAACAUAUACUAGAUACAAUACGUCAAUUCUCUAUGUUGAAUAAUAUAAUACAUCAAAUAGCUAACUUUGUCAUAGACGAUUACUGAAAUAAAGUCACAAAGUAUAGGGUU